Messenger RNA from Colletotrichum phormii, 1115 nucleotides. RefSeq lists its product as uncharacterized. NCBI's taxonomy places the organism in Eukaryota, Fungi, Ascomycota, Sordariomycetes, Glomerellales, Glomerellaceae. Gene Ontology annotation, biological process: mRNA splicing, via spliceosome. The transcript has 6 exons. The record is from RefSeq and is a predicted model, not a curated record. Gene Ontology annotation, molecular function: RNA binding. The coding region runs from base 164 to 793 and encodes 209 amino acids. Gene Ontology annotation, cellular component: U4/U6 x U5 tri-snRNP complex; U1 snRNP; U2 snRNP.
GCCUCCCGAAAUUUGUCUCCAUAUCCUCUGACUGCUGAAGCUCUGCCCAUCGCAAGCAUCAAAAGUCGCGCCGAAGUCCCUCAGACUUCGCAACAAGAAUAACAUCAAUUUUUUGAAGAUUUAGAGCAGCUACGAAAGUAGCUCCUCAAAAACAUCAGCCAAGAUGUCGAACAAACAGGGCAAGAUGGCUGGUUACAUCAACUACCGUAUGAGGGUUACCUUGAACGAUGGCCGCCAGAUGACGGGACAGAUGCUUGCAUUUGACAAGCACAUGAACCUCGUCCUCGCCGAUACCGAAGAGUUCCGACGCGUCAAGAUCAGACAGAACAAGCCUGCCGCCCCUGGCGCUAGCUCCAGCUCAGGCCAAACAAUCGAGAAGGAGGAGAAGCGAACCCUUGGCUUGACGAUUGUCCGCGGCGCACACAUCGUCUCUCUCUCAGUCGAAUCAGAGCCUCCCGCGGACCCCAGCGUGCGACUUGGAAAGAGUGCGCCUGGCGGAAUCUCGGCUGGUCUCACCGCUGGUCCUGGUGUUGCGCGACCCGCCGGCCGCGGCGCUGCCCCGGCUCCCCCAUCACUGGCCGGUCCUGCUGCCGGCGUUGGAGGUGGUGCUCCUCCCGGAUUCCCUGGCUUCCCCGGUGCCCCGCCCUUCGGCGGUCGUGGUGCUCCUCCCCCAGGCUUCCCCGGCGCCUUCCCGCCCCCGGGCUUCCCUCAAAACGCCCCCUUCCCUCCUCCUGGGUUCAACCCCGGCCCUCCUGGCGGAGCCCCGGGCUUCAACCCUCCCCCGCGAAGAUAGGUUACGGAUAAAGAUAUCGAUACCUCGCAUGCUUUGUAGUUGGAGGAUGGUUCACGGAUACCAUUGGCGUUUGGGGAUGAAUGUCAAGAUUACGAACAAAAAGAAAUCGGGCAGAACAGGCACGUUGUUAAUCGGCCUCCUCUACCCCUGAACAAGUCAUAGGUCAACAUGCCAACCUAUACUCGUUGGAUUUGUGGAAAGAAAUGGCAGCAUGGACUCAUUCGACAGUUCUUCAAGUCACUUCGAGGAGGAGCAUAAGCGGCGAUUGCUUCCAUAUGAUUAGGCAGCACAAUAUUCACCACAACGUACCACCUCAUUGCCA